Messenger RNA from Penicillium macrosclerotiorum, 2031 nucleotides. RefSeq lists its product as uncharacterized. The record is from RefSeq and is a predicted model, not a curated record. The transcript has 3 exons. Lineage: Eukaryota; Fungi; Ascomycota; Eurotiomycetes; Eurotiales; Aspergillaceae. The coding region runs from base 1 to 2031 and encodes 676 amino acids.
AUGGACACCGACCCUGCCUUGUCGCAGGCGCAAACAUGUGACACGGUCAAUCCUGCUCCUGACGAGAGCUCGUUUAGUUUCACACCGAUCAAAGCCCUGAAGGCAUUACCCCGACUGUGGGAGCGCAAACCAUCCACGCCCUUCAAGGGUGGUAUCAAGUCGAAAAAGUUGUGGAAGCGGUUCCAAACCUCAUUCUCCAACAUGCAAUCUCUAGAAUCAUCAACCGCGCUGGAUAACAACGCGUGGCAGACGGCCGUGAACGCCUCGGGAGAUGCAUCGCAUGCGCGUGGCGUGAAACGCCUGCGUAUUGAAUCCGAUGAGCUUGAGGACCGCACGAGACCUCAAUCUCAUCGCCCAGAGAAUUCCUUUCUCGAGACCAAGUGGGAGUCGGAGAUUUCCUGGAAACGACGCAAAAUGCCCGACGCACUAUUUAAUGUCUACGAUGAAAAUUUGCAAAACAAGAGAACAGGGCCAAUCAGCGAGGGCGACAUUCACAUCCACCAUGACCUUGGUGCAGAGGGAGAUCUUUCAAUGACGGCGUCACCUGUGCUCCUCAAGAAGUUGCGAAGCCCAUCUCGAACCCCAGUGUUCCAUGAUGGCUUGCAUGCCGCAAGCCUGGAUUCACCGGCCGCUGACGCAAAGACUAUGGAGAAUCAAUAUUCAAGAUUGGCAGACACAACGAUCGACAACGUGACUCAGGAUAGCAAUAGCAACGGCGCGAUGGCAACUCCCUCAAAGGUUGUGCGAAGCCUAACCCAGGCCCAAGAGGGAACUUUAGUGCGAUCAGCGCUGCGAAGCUCGUUAGACGGCGAGGAUGCUGAAUUGCUCAGCGACUUCUUGUCCAAGGCAAAGGCCAAGCGUGCGGCCAAGGCUGCCUUGAUCACGUCGCAAGAUACGGACGGUGCAGAGAAAUCAUCCGGCUCGGAGGAGUCUCCAGAUACCGAGUGCUUAACACCACGAUCACGUCGGGCUCUUGAGGAUUUGGACGCCAAUUCGCCUUCGCCAAUUAAAAUCCAGGUCUCACCUUCCAAGGGUGAUGGUAUUCCCAACGAUGAUUCAUGUGACGGCAUCAUUACGAAGUUGACAGCAGAAGAUGUGGAGGAACCCGCACCUGCCAGCCCUGUAUGUCGACGAAGCUCCCGCGUGAAAGCUCCCGCACCCAAUGCUCCCCCGGCGCGCAAUAUGAUCUCCCUGCGUCGGGCCAAAGGUACAGAGUUUGUUUUCCUGCAGCGGACCGAGGCCCAAGAGCUAGCCUUAGUUACGAAGCGGAACACCAAGCAUAACCGGGGAGACGCGAUGAUGCCCAAAUACACCCUGCAAGCUAUUGCUCAGCAACAGCAUAACGAGUCCGCCGCAGCCGAUAGCAAAGUCUCCCGCACCCAUCGAUCACGCAAGCAGGUUUCUUGGAAUGAGGAGCGCCUUGUGGAGUAUGAAGACGAUAUCCUUCUGUCCUCUGACGACGCAGCAACAGCAGAGCAGGGUGAGAGCAGCACGCAUGACGUCGGCGAAGGCUCUUCGCGCUCAUGCCCCGAGAGCAAGCGUCCGGAGAAGAAAACCGCAUCCAGUACCCGCAGCAGCCGCAGCCUAGCACAGCAGAAAACCAAUCGCGACACAGCUAGCAGCGAGCUCGAGGGUGGCCCGACCGCACCGAUGCUCGCACCUGCUAGUGCAACCCCACGAUCACGACGGGUACGGCGCCUAGCCGACUCGACGAUGAUCUCCGGCACACCUGUCAAGACAGGCAGUGGCCGCAUCAGCAAGCCUCCCGCUGCAUCGGCCCCCGCUGUGGCUGUCUCGGCUGCAGCACCUUUGACGCCCACUAAGGCGCGCCGCAAGCUGAUCCCCAAGUCCCCCAGUGCGUCUUUGCUUCCAGCUCCUGCGGCCAAGGUGAACGGCACUUCCGAUCAAAGCUUUGUCAGUGGAAUCCCUACGCGGAGUGGAGCCAACUCAGAGAAUACCAAGCGAAAGAGUAUGCUGGAGGCUAGCGCGGGGUGCACUCCGAUGCCUCGACGCGUUCGAGCUCGGACAUGA